This is a messenger RNA of Aspergillus heteromorphus CBS 117.55, 1132 nucleotides long. RefSeq lists its product as uncharacterized. Gene Ontology annotation, biological process: mitotic sister chromatid segregation. Gene Ontology annotation, cellular component: MIS12/MIND type complex; kinetochore. Lineage: Eukaryota; Fungi; Ascomycota; Eurotiomycetes; Eurotiales; Aspergillaceae. The record is from RefSeq and is a predicted model, not a curated record. The transcript is spliced from 2 exons. The coding region runs from base 72 to 992 and encodes 306 amino acids.
GACGCGUCCACCUCCCCUCCCUCCCAAACACCCCAUCCCAACGCCUUCAAGACCAAGAUAAAAAAAAAAAAAUGGACCACCACCGGCUAAUCGAACUGCAAUCGGCGGCGGACUUCACCUACCUGUACGGCAACACGGUCGCGCUGUCGCGCCAAAAACUCGAUCUGCAUCUUCCGCCGUCGGCGAACCCCAAUGACGGACCGGAUCCGAUGCGCGAGCGUGUGAGGGAGUUGGUUGAUGAGUACAUCCACCAAACCUUCCACACCGCCUCCAGCAGCAUAAGCAUCAACGGGCUAGACAGCACCUCCCCCGAGUUCCCGUUCCCGGGGGCCUUCACCGCACCAACCGAACAAGUCGAGUACGAGGCAUACGACGGAAAGCUCGCGUCGCGGGUGACAUCACUAUAUGCGCAGCUGGAGUCGUUGACCACGACGGUGGCGCAAUUGCGUCGCGAUGCGCCGGGACGGGCGGCUAGGGCGUAUGCAGAGAAAUUGAGCCGGGCGAUUGAGGAAGAUGAUGAUGACGACGACAACGACGAUCAGGAUGCUGAGGAUGGCGAGGGUGAGGAUGGGGAAGAGAUGAAGGAGGAAGAUGGGAAUGGGAAUGGAGGGCAGACUACAUCGAAUGCGAAUGUGGAGGGACAGGAGGGGCAGGAAGGCCAGCAGGGUGAUUCAGAGAUGGUUGAUGCGGACAAUCCUCUACAUACGCAGGGUGAGGAGAGGGCGCAGAGAGCGAAGAGGAGGGCGAAGGCCAAGGCGAAGGCGAAGUUGAAUAUCCCGCUUGGGACGGAGCAUGAGGCGGAGCGUUGGCGGGGCGGGGAGAUGGCGGAGGUUUAUGAGGAUGCGUUGCGGACGUUGUUGCGGCUCCAGGGCGAGUCGCAGGGUCCUGGGACGGAGGGGCCAGAUGGCAGUGGUAAUAGCAAUGCCCUUGCGUCGACGCUGGGCAAGGCCGAGCGGGCUGGUCGGGCCGUGGAGGUCGUUGAGAAGAAGUGAAGUGAUUGUUUACCGGUGUUUUGUUUCCUUUUCUACUCGGGUCUAUUGAUGCGUUGGAUGGCGUCGGCAGUCAGGUCUUGGGAUGAUACCAAUUGGUUUAUGGUAACGUUAUUCUAAUGAAGUACGCAUAUUGAAAGCGC